GUCGCGUUCGGUUCGUAUAGUAGUAAUAGAAAAACGAUUUACGCAAGCGCUCCGACGAAAAACAAAAGCUCGGCGACGGUGGCGACGCUCAACUAAAACUAAAACGAGUAAAAAUCGAAGUUGUUAAGAGAGGAAGGUGGAAAAGCGUGUUUUAAUUGGUCCGGUUAUCGAUCUCAAUUUGGCUCCGUUUAAUCAUCGGGCGGUUAAAAAGAAAGAAAAAUAAAAGAAGAUAACGUAAAAGAAGAAAUAAGUUUUUAAGUUUUAGUUAGAUCCAUUUAAAAAAAAUCAAAAUCGUGUUGUGAAUAUAAUAUAAGAACUCUGCAAUAAAAUAACAAGUGAAAGACAAAAACAUUUUUAAUUCUUGAAGACGAAAAGAGAUUAAAAAAGCCAGCCAAAAAAAGGAGAAUCCUUAUGUUAGUGUUUCGAAAAGAAAAAGGUGGGUGUGGAGAACUUCUGUCAUUAUGGUAACACUUAUGCCGUGCAAUUAUUUGAAUCAGAAUUCGGCGAGAUGUGCGAUCAUCGACAAAAUGUGCGAGCCAAAGGUAAAAAGGGCGAGAACUGACGCAACACCAGAUUCAACAGAAAGAGACAGUAGACUUUCGGGUGGAGAUACAGCUUGUAGUCCUCAAAGUGGACAUUCCUCGUCUACUUGCGGUUCACCUCCUGUGUCAUCCGUUACGACGGCACAAGGAAUCGUUGAUAGUUUAUCAACACCCACGGCAACGUCUUGCGUUACUUCUACACAUUUACCAACGACUUGGUCACUUCUCUCAGAUACAUCCGGUGUAAAAAGCGAAAUUCGAAGCCCGGGACUUGCCGAAACUGAAAUCACAGCCCUAUCACAAGAAACAUCAACGUUUUACACAUCCCCCGUCGAUUUAGGAAGCGUUUACGAUAAAGAUUACUCGCAACCGUAUUCAGCACAACACUAUUACAACACAAUGCAACAAGCUUACGGAUCAACUAAUACGGCAGCGGCGGCAUCCUACAUGAAUUCAUCGACGUUUUAUAAUACACCUUCGUAUCCGUAUACUCCCUUAGGGCCAAGCAGGGCUCCAAUUAACCCCGCUUGUAAAGCAACUAGUUCCGGUUACUUAUCCUCACCUUAUUCAUCACCCGCGUCACCAUUUCAAGCGAGUGGACACGCACAAAGUGGUCAAUAUUCAGCUUAUACAAGUUAUAGUGCCGCUGGGACAUCGUCAUUUGCACAAGGUUUUUCAACACAGGGUGUGGAUUACGGAAGUUAUGGAGCUUAUACAACUGAUACACAAACGAGUCAGUAUCCAACAAGUUAUUACACGCCUCAAGGGUAUUCUCCUUACGUGAGCUCGCCUAGUUCAACGGGAAGCAUUGGAACGUCAAGUUAUCAAUUAGCUACAAGUUCACUGCCAGAAAGUCCAUCAAAUGGAUUAACAUUGGUUGAUGGACCUCAUUCCCCGCUAAAAGUAGAUAAUUCACGACGAUCACGAGAUUCUGCGGGUAGUAUUAACACGGAACCUAGAGCACCGAGGGGACGAGGACGAAGAACAAACACUGUGUCACCUACAACCGCCGAAUCUACAACAGACCGUGUAUUUAUAUGGGAUUUAGACGAAACAAUUAUCAUCUUUCAUAGUUUAUUAACUGGUAGUUACGCUACAAAAUUUCAAAAGGAUCAUCAAAAUGUUGUACAACUUGGAUUUAGAAUGGAAGAAAUGGUGUUUAAUAUGGCUGAUACGCAUUUUUUCUUCAAUGACAUUGAGGACUGUGAUCAAGUUCAUAUUGAUGACGUUUCAUCGGACGAUAAUGGUCAAGAUUUGACGAAUUAUAAUUUUGCUAAUGAUGGAUUUCAAACUUCUACAGCAACAACCGGAAAUUUAUGUUUAGCAACAGGUGUUCGUGGAGGUGUUGAUUGGAUGAGGAAAUUAGCGUUUCGAUAUCGAAAAAUUAAAGAUACUUACAAUAAUUAUAGAAAUAGUGUUGGUGGUUUAUUGGGGCCAUCAAAACGAGAACAAUGGCUUCAAUUAAGAGCAGAAAUCGAAUCAAUAACAGAUAAUUGGUUAACAUUAGCGAAUAAAUGUUUAACACUGAUUAAUUCAAGAAGUAAUUGCGUAAAUGUUUUGGUUACAACAACUCAAUUAGUCCCAGCGCUUGCUAAAGUUUUAUUAUUUGGUUUAGGAGGUGUUUUUCCUAUUGAAAAUAUUUAUUCAGCAACUAAAAUUGGUAAAGAAAGUUGUUUUGAAAGAAUCGUGGCUAGAUUUGGUCGAAAAUGUACUUACGUAGUAAUUGGUGAUGGUCAAGAUGAAGAGGCAGCAGCAAAAUCCCAAAAUUUCCCAUUUUGGAGGAUUACGAGUCACAGCGAAAUCGGAGCACUUUAUAACGCCCUCGAUAUGGAUUUUCUAUGAUUAAUAAUAACAGAAAUGACGCUGAUAUAAGAAAAGAAAAUAAAAUAGAACUCACCGAUCCCAGUGAAUCCAAGAAAGGUUAAAAACUGAAAAAAGAAAAUAAACCUAUCGUGUACAUAUA
Messenger RNA from Onthophagus taurus, 2505 nucleotides. NCBI's taxonomy places the organism in Eukaryota, Metazoa, Arthropoda, Insecta, Coleoptera, Scarabaeidae. The record is from RefSeq and is a predicted model, not a curated record.